This is a messenger RNA of Gaeumannomyces tritici R3-111a-1, 306 nucleotides long. RefSeq lists its product as hypothetical. Lineage: Eukaryota; Fungi; Ascomycota; Sordariomycetes; Magnaporthales; Magnaporthaceae. The coding region runs from base 1 to 306 and encodes 101 amino acids. The record is from RefSeq and is a predicted model, not a curated record. The transcript is spliced from 2 exons.
AUGCAGCUCGACGUCACCUACAUCUUGCUGCUGCUUCUCCCUAUUUUGUGCUGGGCCAAGCCAACGCCGGCCGAGGCAAAGAAGGACUUUAGCAUCCCAAGUAAUUACAUGACGGAAUCUCUAGGCAAGUAUUCCGAAAAGUUCCUUUGGAGGGUGCGCAAGUGCCUGAUCUAUCAAAAGGUCCAAUCCCCGCAAACCCAAGCCAAAGCGGCGGCCCCUCAAGACCGGAUAGCCUGGUGCUACCCUCCAAGCGACAAGAUAAAUGGUUUUAACAAGGUCCAGAAAGCAAAAGGCGAUAUUUAUUAG